Molecule: messenger RNA, 969 nt
Organism: Penicillium robsamsonii
Lineage: Eukaryota; Fungi; Ascomycota; Eurotiomycetes; Eurotiales; Aspergillaceae
Exons: 3
Coding region: 1-969 (322 amino acids)
Source: RefSeq, a predicted model, not a curated record
AUGAAGAGUCUACAAACCAAAGACCAUCCAUCUUACUUUACCACCAGUAUCUUCCACCGAUUUCAGGAUCAGGUUCAUCAGUGGUAUCCCAUCCUGCAUUCUGAUUUCACACUCCAUUUCUUCCAAACCAAAGCUGCCGGCUUUCCUUACUCUACAAUAUCGUGUUUAUCGCUCCUUGUUGCAGCGAUUGCAAGUUUAGUCGAUGGUCGACCCCAUUCCCCGCACUAUGAAUCUGCCUUGUCCAUGAUGCCAAUAGCGAUGCAGGAAUGCAGCAUUACAACAUCUAGUGAGGCAUCCAUGCAUUUGACCCUAGCAUGCUUCGGUAAAAGGCCACGCGGUGGGUUGACGACUUCUUCAUUGCCAACAGGCAGCUGCCCGUGGGAUCACUUCAGUGAUUCGAAUGCACUUUCGACCUCAUCUUUAUGCGGAACUCUUCGAAAUAGCGAAGCUUAUUCACCAAAUGAAACGCUGCAGUCACUGUUCAACUUUUGUACCGAGGUAAAUUUACAACAAGUACUGAAUCGCUAUGCUAGCUCAGCAACAGAUGUACUGGGUACAUAUGAGGACGGUGCUCCUCAUUCAGAGAGGCAAGCAAAUUCAAGCCAGACGCCAGGCUCUUUGCAAGAUAGUUUCUGUCCAGAUAAUGACCUCGGGUCUCUGAGCAUUAAUGAUCCUAUUUGCCGAGCUAAGUACCAUAUGUACGAGGUAUCAAUUUACUGGCCGGCGAUCUACCGAAUCAUGCUUGAUGGAUUCGUAGACACUGAGUUACUACCACACCGCGCUCUCUUCUUUGAAUCGGUCACUAGCUUUCUUGGUGCAGCCCAAACUGCCCUUCGGGGAUGUCUCCCGAAGGCCUGGUUCCUGUGUGCAAGUCAGAGCUUUAGAAGUCCGGUGUCUUCGGAUGUUCACAGAGCCACGGAUUUGGGAACACCUGGAGGCUUCGGUGGAUGCUCUGCGUGGGCCAAGUGA